CAGAAAUCCCCUUUCUAUCUUAUAGAGAGAGAGAGAGAGAGAGAGAGAGACAACGAAUUCUCACUGUAGUUGUCUUCAACGUCCGAUAGCCAUGGCCUCAACCUCCACUACCGUUUCUGUCUCCUCUUCAUCAACCAUCAUCGACAGCAAAGCGCCUCGCCAGCAGGCGGCAAUGCCGCAAUGUGUCACGCUCCCGACGCUCCCUCCGCCGCCCGUCGCUACUCAGAACCGUCCCCAGCAAAGUCGCAGCUCUUGGAAGACGGCUGCUUACUGCCGUAGGAUUGCCCGGAACGUCAUGGCCAUGGCCACUGGAGAAUCACAGGUCAUGGCCACAGCCACCGUAGAUGCACCUACUUAUUCCACCACUGAAUCCACCACUGAGCUCCCAGAAAUUGUGAAAACCGUACAAGAAGCAUGGGACAAGCUUGAGGACAAAUAUGCAGUGACAUCUCUGGCAGUCGCCGGGGUGGUAGCGCUUUGGGGCUCUGCUGGAAUGAUUUCAGCAAUUGACAGGCUUCCUUUAGUCCCCGGUGUUCUUGAAGUUGUAGGAAUCGGUUAUUCAGGGUGGUUUGCAUAUAAAAAUCUGGUGUUCAAACCAGACAGGGAAGCUUUGCUAAAGAAAGUCAAAGACACCUACAAUGACAUACUCGGGAGCAGCUAAUCAACCAUCUAAAUACACUUACCAGAUGCAGCUGUUCCUAUGAGUUGGGACUCUUAUAUAUCAGGUUAUGGAGCAGCUCUUUUGAACGGAGACUAGAAGAAAAUGUAAUUUUUCUGUUCUAUGUAUUUCACAUAAGUUUCUAACCUUAAGCUAAAAAUGCAAGCCCAUGUGGUCCUUUAUCUUCAAAUUACAUGUAUCCUAAAAUAUAUACUUUUUUACUAUGUUAUUAGACCAAAACUUAAUUAGAUGUGAUAAUGAAAAACAAAAAAACAAAAAAACAAAAAAAACAAAUGCUUGUUACGAGAGGCGUGGACAGUCCGAUCAAUCAAUCUAGAUAGUUCACUAGGGAUUGUUUGGAUGCUUGUAAAAUUUUUAGCUACAAAUAAUUUACAGAAAUAAAGAUUUUCAUAAGUAUAUGGUUUAUCUUUCA
This is a messenger RNA of Magnolia sinica, 1091 nucleotides long. Its product is annotated as protein CURVATURE THYLAKOID 1B, chloroplastic-like. The coding region runs from base 92 to 661 and encodes 189 amino acids. The transcript is spliced from 6 exons. NCBI's taxonomy places the organism in Eukaryota, Viridiplantae, Streptophyta, Magnoliopsida, Magnoliales, Magnoliaceae. Gene Ontology annotation, cellular component: thylakoid; chloroplast thylakoid membrane. The record is from RefSeq and is a predicted model, not a curated record.